AUGAACAUCAGAAUCUUUUUCACUGUGAGAGGGAUUGAUGUUGAUGGCUAUGAUCUCUUUGGCUCUGGAACUAAACUGUUAGUAACAGAUGAGCAGGUAGUGAAGGCCGUGGUGAGCGUCUACCCAGCAGCAUCCACAGUCCACCUGGAGGGGAAGAGCUCCCUGCUGUGUCUGGCCUCAGCCAUGUUUCCUCCUCUGGUCCGCUUCUCCUGGAAAAGACAGAAGGAGGACGAGCGGCUGGAGGAUGUGGACCCUGCUGAGGGAGAGCAGCUGGAGAUCAGAGAGCCGGGACGCAGCGCCUCCAUCUGGCUGAUCCAUCAGCAACAGGACGGCACAUAUAAAUACAGCUGCUACGUCCAGCACGAGGGAGGAACAGUGGAGGCCCAGACACAACAAGCAGCCUCCUGUCCUCCAGAGAGAGAACCAGCAGACCUGCCAGCUCUGCAGCAAGCUCACUUGUCCUUCCAGUCUCAGUCUCAGGUGAAGCUGCUCUGUCUGCUGUCCACAGUGCUGAUAGUGAAGAGUCUGGUGUUCUGCUGUGGAAUCUCUCUGAUGAUGAUCCUCACAAACAAGGGACCGUCCACCAACUGCACACAUGCUGACUGACUGUUUGCUGCUGGACUUUUCUCACCGUCACAUCUCAUCCAAACAUAUCUUAUUGAUUUGAUCAGUGACCAGAAAUGUCAGCUGUGACUUGCUGUCUUUGGAUGUAAUGUGGAGUUAGAUAUAGAUGUUAUUAAGUUAUUCCAAACCUUUUAAUUGUUGCGUCCACAUAAUACAAAAUAUUGCUGCCUUAUAUACAUUUUAGCAUGUUUUUUCUUGUUUUUCUUUUCAUAAUCACAGUGUUGCAAUUUCUUCAUGUUUACUGAGUGC
Messenger RNA from Amphiprion ocellaris (clown anemonefish), 873 nucleotides. Its product is annotated as immunoglobulin lambda-1 light chain-like. The record is from RefSeq and is a predicted model, not a curated record. Bases 1 to 606 code for a protein of 201 amino acids. NCBI's taxonomy places the organism in Eukaryota, Metazoa, Chordata, Actinopteri, Pomacentridae. The transcript is spliced from 5 exons.